AUGCCUAUUACCAUCGAACCAUGCAAAUACGAUGAUGCAGAGACGAUGAUCAUCACAGGAGAGGCCGCCUUCGCUGAAGACGCCCUCAACAACGCAAUCUUCGAUCCCAAGCAAGGCACACCGGAAGAGGCGUUCGAAUAUCGCAACUGGCGGAUCACGAUAACCAAGCAAAGAUUAAGUGGUGAGGGCAAGUACUAUUUCAAGGCCAUGGACGACUCAAAUGGCCGGCUUGUUGGGUACAUCGGGCUGGUGGACCCUAAAGUAGACAUUCACGCGCAGUCGAAGGCACCACACCCAGAUUUUGUGAACAUGGAGUUCUUCGAGCGUGUGCAUGAACGGAUCGAAGAGGCGAAGAGGAAGUGGGUUGGUGGACGGGAAGAUGUGUGGUAUGUAGCGUCGAUGUGCGUGCAUCCGGACUACCAGGGCCAAGGAAUCGCCAAACGUCUGAUGCAACGAGGGCUGGAGGAAGUUGACAAGGUCAGGGAGGAGGUCAUGCUCGAGGGUACGGCAGCGGCGCUGAAGCUGUAUCGUAGCUGUGGGUUUGAGCUGUUGGAGGAGAUAGUGUUGUUGGAUGGUCGAUGUACGUUGGCUGUGAUGAUGAGGCGAGCCAAAGCAUGA
Molecule: messenger RNA, 618 nt
Organism: Saxophila tyrrhenica
Lineage: Eukaryota; Fungi; Ascomycota; Dothideomycetes; Mycosphaerellales; Extremaceae
Exons: 2
Coding region: 1-618 (205 amino acids)
Molecular function (GO): acyltransferase activity, transferring groups other than amino-acyl groups
Source: RefSeq, a predicted model, not a curated record